UGUGGUAAUCUAAGCUGUCAAACGCUCUGUAAUUUUCUUGGGGGCUUGGGGGCUAUCCGUUUGAAACAUCUGUUCCGUUUCUGAUAACGAGAUUAUUUUUCUUGUGGUAGGUACAUAUCCUUGUUCUAUGUGAGAUUUUGCGUAACUUAAUAACAUGUAGAUAUUUUACAGAUACCUUGUAAGAAUCAUGGCAGAGUCUCAAUCGAACGAUGUCGAUAUUACUACUUGCGUAGUUUGUUUCAAGAAUGUGUUAUAUUUCUCAAUUGGCGAAUGUGACCACCCUGUUUGUUUCGAGUGCUCGACUCGUAUGCGAGUGCUUUGUUUGCAGAAUGAGUGCCCCAUCUGCCGUCAAGACCUUUCAAGGGUUGUGUUUACUGAAUCCAUCCAACCUUAUAAGGAGCUUCGUAACAGGGUGUUUAGUGAUAGAUUGUUUGAAAGACAGUUCAAGAUUGGGUUCUGUAGUGAGGAAAUAAAAAAUGCAUAUGAAAAAUUACUGGAACAUCGCUGUAAAAUCUGUGAAAAAAUUCCACCUUUCCGUACAUUUACUAUGUUGAGUGAUCACAUGAGAAGGUUGCAUGAGCGUUAUUACUGUGACCUUUGUGUUAAACAUUUGAAGAUAUUUACUAGUGAAAGGAGAUGCUAUACACGCCAAGAACUAGCACACCAUCGACGGAAAGGAGACCUUGAUGACACAUCUCACAGGGGUCACCCUCUCUGCGAAUUCUGCGAGGAGAGAUUUAUGGAUGCUGACGAGCUUUAUCGGCAUCUACGUAAGGAGCAUCUCUACUGCCAUCUCUGUGAUGCGGAUGGAAGGAACUUAUAUUACGCGUCGCAUUCAGCUCUUGCGCACCAUUUUCGUACCGAUCACUAUCUAUGUGAAGAAGGUGAAUGUGCUGAACAACAUUUGACUGCAGUAUUUAGAAGUGAAAUUGAUCUCAAAGCACACAAGGCUACUGUACAUGGUAAAGGAAUGACCCGUGGCGCGGCUCGACAAGCGAGGACACUGGAAUUGCAAUUUAACAUCACACCGCAUCCCGUUGUACAAAGGGCACCCAGGGAAAGGGCGGAGCCGCCUCCAGUUAGCACGCCGCCCCCCGCGCCCCGAAUCGACACUCGCAGUGACGAACAAUUUCCUCGUCUCUCUACUGCUCCACCACCUGCCAAUCUUAUGCUUGGACCAACUAGAUCUUAUAAAGGUGCGGAAGGUUUGACCCGCAACGACAAGAACUUCCCCGCGCUGGAAGGCGGAGCGGGGCCGUCGCGGCCCGCUGCGCCCGCCCGCAGCAGCGCGCCCGCGGCCGCCGCGGUGCUCCGCAACUCUAAACCAAGUGUAUCCAUUCAACUGCACAGUCAGCCGGCAAGCGCCAGCAACUUCAGGAUAACGCAGACAAGUAGCAACCGUAUAUCGAUACCGGCGCAGAAGAAGCAGCCACCGUUGAGCGACGACGAUUUCCCCUCCCUCAGUAUCGGAAGAGAUGAUCACCCAAGCAUUGGUGCUGGUACUACUCAACCGCCAAAGGUCACAAUGAUCAAUAGCGAAGAAAUGCAAGCCUUUAAAAACAGCAACAUACAUAACCAGCCGAAGAAAACAAACCUAAGCGCCGAAGCUUUCCCAGCACUGUCAUCUACGUCUACGCCCACGGCUCCACCACAGUGGAUCAACGUUUCUAAAUCAAAAGAAAAGCCGAAACAGAAAACGGUUCCGACUCCACCCUCUAAAGGGCCCGCAUUCAACGCCGUAGCUGAUUUUCCAACAUUGCCAGUUAAUAUGGCGAAAUCAAAACAAAAAAAAUCCCAGCCUCAAGUAACUCCCAUAAACACCACUGUACAGAACGAAAAUGUAAAGAAUAAAAAGGAGAAGAAGAAACAGAGCAAUACCUCCAAAAAGGAAAACUUCUACGAGUCUAACCAUAUGAAUGGUUUGAUUGACAACAAUAACGAUCUGUCAUACAUCACCCCAAGUGUUAACAGCAACAAUCAAAGUGUUGAGGCUGAUAAGAAAAUAAAGACUGUUACAGAUACCCCUGCAACAGCGACGGGAAAUACUCAGAAAAGUCGCAAUAAUGCCAACCAAAACUUCACUUUGGCGCCAAAGGACUAUCCACCACUUACUCCAAUGAAUGAAAAUCAGGCUCCCGCAAAAAGCUUACAUAAUGGCAGCGUGCCACCAGGCUUCAAACCGAGGCCGCCAUUGAAAUGUGACGGCAUGACCUUUACUAACUCGUCUGGCCAAACAUUUCCGGCCCCAGUGCACACCUAUAUACCACCGCCUAACUUUGAACAGAGGAAUCGAGCGUUGGUUAAAAAGUUUGCUGCGGCUCUAGGGGAUGCUUCUGCGGUCGAAAACUUCAAAGUGGCCUCUAGAGCAUUCCGAGACAGCAUCAUAAGCGCCGAGGAGUUCUAUCAACACUGCGAAUCAGCCUUGGGCUCCCAGAUGGAGUCCUUGUUUCCAGAUUUAGUGGCACUUUUGCCUGAUAUAGCAAAGCAACAGGAGUUAGUUGUGGGCAGGGAUGUCAGCUCCCAACUGGACGUGUGUAUGACUUGCGGCCAACUGCUAUCGCCCAGCGAUCGUAUCGCACACGACACUGCCCACUGGCCGCCUCUAGCACCUCGUUAGUUAGUUUACAAACUUAAUUGUGAUACAUAUUUCAAACUUAUCAACAUCAUACAUAUAAUUAGUGAAUCCUCAACACGAAGCAGACUAUUAUAUAAACUCAAAAACAAACGGCCUUGAUUUUACUUACUUGGUGUGUAUUUUGUUUUCUGAAAAACAUUUGUUAAGAUAAUGUAAAACCAUUAAUGAGAGGUUUCAAAAUAGUCGACUGUAUUUUAUCUUGAUCAAGUUUAGUUCAGCCUAUGUCUAUGUGAGUAAUAGCAUGCUUUAUGAUCAUAAUUUUGUACUGUUUUGUAAUGUACAAAGAUGUGUUAUAUUUUGUUAAUAAUGGUCUACUAAUACAGUCCAUUGUAUUCUAUUGUCAUAGAUUCUUUGUGAAAUGUUUUAUGAAACAUUAAGCAACAAUUAUUAUCGGAACGAACUCUGAAACUCAUGCUUCAGGUUAUUGACAUGUAAUCAAAUACAUUUAGAAGAUGACAGUAUCGCAAUUAAUAAGCUAAAUGUGAUUAUAUAAAAUGUAAAUGUUACACAGUGUAAAAUAUAUUGUUUAAUUCUAGUUAUUAUAUUUUUGUACUUGCAACAAAGCUUUUAGUUCGUUAUUACAUUUUGUUAAAUACAUCUGAUUUCUUUAAUUGCAAAUAGGCUCUCGUAUUUUUCCGAACAAAGUAGUCAUUUUAGAUUAUUGAAAACAGUUGUGAGAAAUAAUUAAUUUGUUACUGUUGGUGUGUUUCUGGUGAUAACAAAUGAAUAUAUGAAUAUAGUUCACGUUUAUAAUC
This is a messenger RNA of Parnassius mnemosyne (clouded apollo), 3390 nucleotides long. The record is from the annotation of a GenBank genome assembly. NCBI's taxonomy places the organism in Eukaryota, Metazoa, Arthropoda, Insecta, Lepidoptera, Papilionidae.